UGCCCGCUUUGGCACUUCACUAUAUAGACUGAAGAGUCUUUCUUUAACACCCACCGCCGCACAAAGGCAGAGGGUGUUUGGAAAGCACGGUGGGGCAGCUAAACGUUUGAAGACUGUGAAGCAAAAAGGUCAAAAUGUUUAUAUUAUUUUUGAAAAGGGAGGUGCUGAGAUCUCCUUUCCGCCUGAUUGGCCGAACUUGACAGUGAUUGACGUGCAUCCAUGGCAACCGGGCAGCCAAUCUGCCAAGUCCAAUAGGAAAUCAUCGGAGGGGGCUUGACUGUCUUUUUCUCCCCCCUUAAAAAAUACAUCUCGGCUCCGGCUUUAAUUCUUUCGUACCUUCAAUCCCAGCCUUGCUUGAAAAAUACAUCGCGGCUCCGGCUUUAAUUUUCUUGCACCUUCAGCCCUUUGCCAGCCAAGUUUGCCAAGCCCGAGGAUGCGGUAGCCGGCCCCCACGCAGCAUCGUUCCUCCUCCGCGGCGGUUGGUGUUUGCGUUUUUUCCACGGCUGGUCAGACGAUUGGUGCGGUAACUUUGGGAUUGCCUUUAUUUUUUGGGGUGUCUUGGAUUGCCUUGGCGCACGGAAAGAAGAAGCGGAGGACUCGACGCGGAGGAGAGAGAGGAGAGAAAGGAGGGGGAGAGGGAAACACAGGAGAAGCCUCCAUGUUUCAGCUGCCCAUCUUGAAUUUCAGCCCCCAGCAGGUCGCCGGGGUCUGCGAGACUCUGGAGGAGAGCGGGGACGUCGAGCGUCUCGGCCGCUUCCUCUGGUCGCUGCCCGUAGCACCGGCGGCCUGCGAGGUCCUCAACAAGAACGAGUCGGUGCUGAGGGCCCGGGCCGUCGUAGCCUUCCACACCGGCAAUUUCCGUGAACUCUACCACAUCCUGGAGAACCACAAGUUCACCAAAGAGUCGCACACGAAGCUGCAGGCGCUGUGGCUCGAAGCACACUACCAGGAGGCUGAGAAGCUGCGGGGACGCCCGCUGGGGCCGGUGGACAAAUACAGGGUGCGGAAGAAGUUCCCCUUACCCAGAACCAUCUGGGAUGGAGAGCAGAAAACCCACUGCUUCAAAGAGAGAACCCGGCACUUGUUAAGAGAAUGGUAUUUGCAGGAUCCCUACCCGAAUCCCAGUAAAAAGAGGGAGCUUGCACAGGCUACUGGACUUACACCCACACAAGUAGGAAACUGGUUCAAAAAUCGCAGACAAAGAGACAGAGCAGCGGCUGCGAAGAACAGGCUCCAGCAGCAGGUCCUGUCCGGCGGCUCGGUUCGCUCCCUGGCGGACGAGGACGGCACCGUGGACCGCCUGGGGAACUCGUCCAGUCCUGAGGCCAGUCUGUCCAGCAAAGCAGCCGCCUCGGCCAUCUCCAUCACCUCCAGCGACAGUGAAUGUGACAUCUGACGGGCAGAUCGAGGGUGUUGAUGAAUUAAAAGGGGGAUACGAGUGAAAGACAAUCUAAUAAAAACAAGUCAUAGUGCCUGCGUUGAGUUAAAAACACACACAUACACACACACGUACACACACAUACAAACUGAUAUUUGACGGCUGCCAAAACAUGAGGGGAUCUGAUCUGACUGUCCGUCCUUAUCCUUAUAGGCCUAUACUUUUGUUUGCGUUUUACCCACGUGUGGAUAACUGAACUUAAUAAGGACCAAACAUAUUUCACGGACUAAUAAACCAACGCCCCGAGACGAAACGUUAAAAAAAGAAAAAAAAAAGGAAAAUGGAUGAAGGCGCCUAACCUGCUGUUCUCUGUGGGUAUUUCAUGUUGAAAAAGAACUGUGAUAUUUUUACUUUACUUUCAAAGUUUUAUAAAUAAUGUUUAUUUGCCUAUUUAAAACGAUCUGCUCUGUCUCUUCGAAUUUCAUAUUCAUUUGCUUGGUGUUUUUAAUACUUACCUUGUACACAGGUGAACCUGUUGAGCAUGCGCGCUUUAGUGAAAAUGUGUUUCCGUAAAAGAAAAAAAAAAAAGUAAAGAUAACUUAAUAAAAUAAUUGUUGAU
This is a messenger RNA of Lates calcarifer (barramundi perch), 1997 nucleotides long. RefSeq names its product SIX homeobox 6a (gene six6a). The record is from RefSeq and is a predicted model, not a curated record. The transcript has 2 exons. The coding region runs from base 659 to 1396 and encodes 245 amino acids. Gene Ontology annotation, molecular function: RNA polymerase II cis-regulatory region sequence-specific DNA binding; DNA-binding transcription factor activity, RNA polymerase II-specific. Gene Ontology annotation, cellular component: nucleus; transcription regulator complex. Gene Ontology annotation, biological process: eye development; regulation of transcription by RNA polymerase II. NCBI's taxonomy places the organism in Eukaryota, Metazoa, Chordata, Actinopteri, Centropomidae.